AUGAGCUUCCAAAAUUUCCGCCUGGAGGGGACACCCAUUCAGCACUUUUCAGACCCACAACAACAAACGCCGCAUAAUUUCGGUCCUCCAGCUGGGACGACCAUCGAAUUCCCCAUACCCCUCGGUCACAGUCCUGGCUCGGACCUCCAGAUACAAUUCCAGACUAAUGCUCAGCCUGGCGGAUCGUCGAGGGGGCCUUAUGGUUCGGGGGAUAUGAAUGAUGGAUACACGUUGGUGUUCCAAAAUAUGGAGGCCUUCGAGCAGUGGAGGAGUAAGGAGGAAGAGGAGAAGAUGGUUGAGUUUGUCAAGGGGGACACGCAUGGGUCCAAGGCCGUUCCUCCUCGGUUCAAGGACCACGUCAAAUUGGUCUGCGCUCGUCAUUCGAGGAGUGGUAGGAAGAAGUACGUGAAGAAGUUUCCCGACCGAGUGCGGAAAGUUCCCAGUCGCAAGCUCGAUGGCAAGGGGUGUGCUGCCUCAAUCAGCUACAAGACCUAUUUUGAUACAGAGGAGAUCCGUGUUUGCUACGUAUCUCAACACUCUCACGAGAUUGGCCUGGCGAACCUCCCAUACACUCGGCGUGGUCGACGCGAAGCUGCAGGUCGACCCCGAGAGUCUACAGCUGAUCCAGAUGAUGACAGCCCAUCCCAAGAGCUCGCAUCUACACCCAGCGUCCCUCGUGCUAUAGCACCAGCCUCGCCUCCUAUGCGAGCCCAAGCUCCUCAACACCCAGCCUCCUUCGCAUCACCUUAUCCUCACUUCCCCUCCAUGUCGAUGCCCGUCCCCGUCGGGUUCGGAGCAACGCCUCAAAUGUCUGGAGGUGGGGAACGGGAGCGUAUUGAACGAGAGCGUUGGGAUAGGAUGGAGACGCUGUUUCAGGGCAUACGGAAUAAUGCUCGUCAGUUCGAGUAUCCCCCGCCAUCGGUUGCCGCAUUGGAGAGCGUUUUGAUGCGGAUGUAUUUCGAGAGCCCAUUGCAGCAUCCACAGAUGGGAAUGCCGAUGCAGCCGAUGCAGAUGAUGCAACCACCGCACCCGGGCGCGAUGGUUGCACAAGGUCAGGAGCAUAUGAACGUGAAUGGAGGCCAAGGGGAGAUGCAUAACAGUAGUGUGAGUGGCGAGGAGGGCGAAGGGUCGUAGUACCGGUGAACGGAACAAUUUCUCGUGAUCGCAAUUGUAUAUCUUCGUCGUGAUUUUUCUUUUAGCAUAUUGUAUAUAAUGACGAUUCUGCCUUCUGGUACUAUUUACUAGCGCCUCUAAG
Stereum hirsutum FP-91666 SS1 is the source of this 1255-nucleotide messenger RNA. RefSeq lists its product as uncharacterized. The coding region runs from base 1 to 1134 and encodes 377 amino acids. The transcript is spliced from 4 exons. NCBI's taxonomy places the organism in Eukaryota, Fungi, Basidiomycota, Agaricomycetes, Russulales, Stereaceae. The record is from RefSeq and is a predicted model, not a curated record.